CGCUGCUUCGCCUCUCUUUGUCUCUCUAAAAACCUUUCCUUUUUCUUGUUUUCUCUUUCUUAUUCUGCAUUUCUUGUUGCGAUUCGGAUUUCUUUGGUUCUCUUUCCAUCCCAACCUCCCUCGCCCCAUCUUCUUUUUCAACCAUAGAAUUAUUUGAUUUCGUCUUCUCUUCUUUUAUUCACCUUCACAUCUCUCUCUUCUGGUCUGCUCUCAACAUUCUUCCUUCUCUCUGGAGCUUCUGAUUCCCCCAUUGCCAUUCCUUUGAGAUCUCUCUCCCACUCACAAUGAAGAAGUUUAUCUUGAAACUGGAAUUGGAAGAUGACAAAGACAAGAGGAAGGCACUGAAGACAGUCUCUGCUCUUUCAGGAAUUGAUUUGAUCUCCAUGGACAUGAAAGAUAAGAAAUUGACAGUGAUUGGAACAGUGGACCCUGUAAGAGUUGUUAGCAAAUUGCGCAAACUUUGGCCGACUGAUAUAGUCCUAGUAGGGCAGGCAAAAGAGCCUGAGAAGAAGGAGGAGCCAAAGAAGGAAGAACCCAAGAAAGAGGAGGAAGCCAAGAAGGAGGAGGCGAAGAAAGAGGAGCCAAAGAAGGAAGAAGAACCCAAGAAGGAGGAAGAGCCGAAGAAGGAAGAGGAGAAGAAGAAGGAGCCAGAGCCAGUGGUAGGGAUUAUGCCUUACAGACCAUACUACCCGCCCAUGAACACAUAUUACCAUGCUCAUCACAGCAUGGAAGAGAACCCGAAUGCCUGCACCAUCUGUUAAUUUGGCGAGAAAAUAUGAAUCCUGUGCCUCUUUUAGUUGGUUCCAGGUUUCUAUCUUCCCGGAGCAAAUCUGAGGGAGCAUCUGAGAACAGGGAAGAUCCUGUGUAUAAUUUUGCUAUGUUCUAUAGAUCUUGUUCAAAAAAUGAAAGUUAAUGUGUAAAGGGAUCUAAAUGAAUUUUGUCAUGAUUCUGAGUGCUCAAGUUAGAGCUGAUGUUUAAUAUGAAUGCUUUCUCUUUUGAGUUUGAAGCAAUCAGUCUUCUUAUUAUUGGAA
Diospyros lotus (date-plum) is the source of this 1031-nucleotide messenger RNA. Its product is annotated as heavy metal-associated isoprenylated plant protein 39-like. Gene Ontology annotation, molecular function: metal ion binding. Bases 285 to 761 code for a protein of 158 amino acids. The transcript has 3 exons. NCBI's taxonomy places the organism in Eukaryota, Viridiplantae, Streptophyta, Magnoliopsida, Ericales, Ebenaceae. The record is from RefSeq and is a predicted model, not a curated record.